GGGAACCAUGCUGAGCGUGACCGGAUCCAUGUUUGCGUCCAGAAGAGCGUCCUCUAACGACGAAUUUUCGCGGAGAGGUACUGUAAUAAGUACGAUCGGCUUUUCUGCUCCGGCAGACAUGCAGAAGACUGUCGAAGCACCAUCCUCUGCCCUGAGCAGCCUGAAGGAAGUUCUGUGCGCACCACGGAUGUACUUUUACACUUUCAGCUUCUUCACCUCUGCCUUCUUUUUGGACUCUUAUCUCACGGUCAUGUUCGACCUCGGCGAGGAUAUUCGCAUAUCGUACAACGAGUCGGUCCUCGCCCUGUUACUCUUAUCAGCCAUGGACACCGUCGGCCGGUUAUUCGUACCUUUCUUGACUGAUUAUGGAGUCACGUCGACGGCGUCCUUGCUUACGCUCUGCUAUAUCACGCUUGCCGUCAUUUCCGCCUUGAUUCCGUGCGUCUCAGAAAGGCUCGUGUUCUUGGCCGUGUCUGCUCUUCUUGGACUGGCCGGAGGUUACGUGCUGGUUGGAACGUCCGAAACACUAUCUAAAGAACUCGGGACUAAAAACCUUCCAAUGGCCUACGGCGUCCUGGCGUUCAUCACUGCGUUGGGUGGCUUCGCUCGGCCGCCCGUGGUGGGCGCCUUCCGCGAUGGACUUGGCUCGUACGACGGCCUCUUUCAGCUCAUGGCAGGGAUUAUGCUGAUCGCGUUCCUCUUCAACGUGGGACUUUGGAUCAACGGUCGUUCUUCCGCCAAGAAAGACGUGACAAAAGCACCUGCCGUGGACAACACAAUGCUCGCCAUCUCCGAACCCCUGCCUGCGCUAGUAGAAGAGGACCAAUGCACGUCGCUUUAAUGGUUUACACUUACGCCAUGCUGCGAGCGAUGAAAUGCCUGAUUCUGCGGUGGUGUUGCCGAUGUGUACUUAGUGCGUUGCGCUCGUGCAUGUUAUGUAAUAUGGGCAACGAUGCAACACUUACCCCCGUAUUCUUAAACACGCCUUCACUUGAAGCUCCUCCUCGACUCAGCCAAGUCGAGGCGACGGGGCUUCCUUCA
Molecule: messenger RNA, 1041 nt
Organism: Dermacentor albipictus
Lineage: Eukaryota; Metazoa; Arthropoda; Arachnida; Ixodida; Ixodidae
Product: monocarboxylate transporter 9-like
Source: RefSeq, a predicted model, not a curated record